Molecule: messenger RNA, 940 nt
Organism: Gymnodraco acuticeps
Lineage: Eukaryota; Metazoa; Chordata; Actinopteri; Perciformes; Bathydraconidae
Gene: lto1
Product: LTO1 maturation factor of ABCE1
Exons: 5
Coding region: 164-586 (140 amino acids)
Source: RefSeq, a predicted model, not a curated record
GGCCGGCUGCUGCUGGAAACACCCGGAAACAGCCCGUACAGACGAAGUGGUUAGCAGCGUUAGCAGCUAGCAUCCUACCGUGUUUACCUGUGUGUUAAAGCAUCUGAGCUGUCAGCUGUUUGUGGCAACGUUUCUACACCGGAAGCGAGUAAGAUCAUUGGAGAUGGCUGACGGCAGAAGUGAAGAUUUAUUUGAUAACAUUCUGUUGGCGGAUGAAAGGUUCCGAGGGGAGGGUUUCCAGGAGGGCUUUGAGAGAGGGAGCCGCCGAGGGCUGCAGGACGGCCGCAGACACGGGGCCUCUCAUGGGGCCAAACUGUCCACUGAGAUUUCCUUUUAUUAUGGGUUUGCCGUAACAUGGAAAUGUCUCCUCCAACAUAAUACCGAUGUCAAAUCCAGAAAGCGUAUGAAGGCGCUGGAGGCUCUGCUGGGUUUGAUCCAGAACUCACCUCAUGAUGAUCCUCACUCUGCAAAGCUCCAGGAGAACAUGGAGAAAGUCCGUGCCAAGUUCAGACAGGUCUGCUCCAUGCUGAGUGUCCCGACUGACUUCAACGAUUACAUCAAAACUUCUGAAGGGACUACUUUCUGAUCCUCCAGAGGGGGAGGUGCCGAGCCACCUCUGGUCCUGGCAGAGUGGGGGGGGGGGGGGCGACUGCUGUGGGUCUGCAGUGGACUCUGGAUGCUCUCUGUGAAGCAGCCAUCUUUGAGAGGAGUGUGUGCCUCCCGUUCUGAUGAGAAGCUGUGUGACGUGUAGGACAGUCCUCAGGAAGGUGAGGGGGGGCUGCUGGGACUGCUUCCUGUUGAGCUUGCAGAGUAAUAAACCAGAACACGGACAAAGAACGUGUUUCUCUGGACUUUGGUAAAUGAGUGGAUUUAUGCAGUGAUGAGCAACUGAAAUGAAACGGCAACAAAAGUCACCAAAAUAAAAUCUUGGAACAAUCUG